GUGCCAAAGUUGUCAUACUUGUCAACACCAAAACGCAACGGUCUGCAAGGAAAAAAAUUACAUUUCGCAGGGGGAACGAUGAAUAACAAUCUCGUGAAGCAUGAAAUUGCUCUCAUCAAUGGAGUGGCAACAAGAAUAUCCAGUGCAAUGUCUACAGAAGAAAAUAUUUGCAUCGUUGUAAUCCCUGGUAACCCAGGUGGCAUUGGCUUUUACGAUAUUUUCAUCUCGACGAUGUUUCAAGCGGGAAAAGGAAAGUGUUCUGUUUAUGGUGUUUCGCAUGCAGGCCAUGCACAGGUGGAUGAACCAACGGGACCAUGCAGAUGGAAGAGCAAACAGUGGGAUCAGCCUGACUUGCCAACGUCUUUCUCACUCACAGACCAAAUCGAGCACAAGCUGGCCUUCUUGGCUUACUACAUCCCCGCACACUGCAGAGUCAUUCUGAUUGGCCAUUCGAUCGGGGCGUACAUUACUCUGGAAAUGCUAAAGCGAUACCACGACAAGGAAAAAAUUCUCAAGUGUGUCCUUCUCUUUCCAACAAUUGAGCAAGUAGAUUCUGCGCCUAGUGGGAAAAUGUGGAAAUUUAUCUGCCACUAUCUACACUGGCCCUUCCUUAUGGGAACAGUUUUGGUGUCGUUUCUGCCUUCAUUUCUUCAGAGGUGGUCCAUAAACUGGUGGAUGUACUUGAACAAGGUUGAAAACAAAGAGUCCAUCAUGGAAGCGGCGCAAUCAAUGCUUAAUUACCGUACAGUUGAUAACGUUUUGGAGAUUGGACGCCAGCUCGUCACGAUACGAGAAUUAGACAACGAUUGUAUACGCGCCAAUCUGGACAAACUUGUUUUUUUCUACGGGCUCGGCGAUCCCUGGGUUCCACAGGGUUAUUACGAGGCUAUGAAAGAAAGGUUCCCGGAGGGCGACAUAAAACUGUCACAUGACAAAGACAUCAAGCACGCUUUCGUGUUGGAUACCUCGGAAAAAGUGGCAAAAAUGGUGUGGGAAUGGAUUGAAGGAUACCUAAGAGAUUUAGAAGACGCUGAGAUUAUUUGUUGAAUCUGUCACUUAUAUCAUUAAUCCCUGCCCGGAUACUGAGCAAAAUAGUUUUUCAACCGCGUGAGCAGCCAACGAAAAGGGUUUUCGAGCGAAACAUUCAUGAGCCCGCGGUGACGCGAAGUAACCCCUCAUCUGAUUGGUCCAAAAAAAUCGAAGAGACUUCGGCUACUUUCGGAGGAUUGCACCGAUCGGGUUUAGACAGCAACGCUGCGUGCAAAUAAUUGUAGGUAGGAGUUAGUCACUCGUACCUAGCUUAACAGAAAAAAAAAAACUGCUCUAGGAAAAAACUAACAAAACAAUGUGCGAACUACAAUAUUCUCUCUUUGUUCUUAACGUUACCCUACCAACGGUUUCUUUCAAAGUCUUCGCGAUAUACGGAGAACUGUUAUGUCUUUGUGCAGGUAAUUUAACUUUAUUUCAAAAGCCACCGUUCCAUAUGGUAAAUGCAUAUCAAAAAUAUAAAACCAGCUUGAAAAGGCAGACAUUCAAACAUUUACACCAAACGAAAUAAGUAAUAUUUUCUGUUGAUAGUAUUUGCGUGCCAAGUAUAAUCAAAUCUACAUACUAUAACAAUCCAGUCUAAGGGGAAAAUCUUAUAGGGGUGAGUCCUUCGGCAAAUCAAUCCUUUUCUUCCUAGGUGCAAGACUUUUUUUACAGGGCCGUUCUGAAAACCACUUUUGUGAGAACGUACCUGUCUAAAGAUUAUUAUUAUUAUUAUUAUUAUU
This is a messenger RNA of Stylophora pistillata, 1772 nucleotides long. RefSeq names its product lipid droplet-associated hydrolase. The record is from RefSeq and is a predicted model, not a curated record. Gene Ontology annotation, biological process: lipid storage. Gene Ontology annotation, cellular component: lipid droplet. NCBI's taxonomy places the organism in Eukaryota, Metazoa, Cnidaria, Anthozoa, Scleractinia, Pocilloporidae. Gene Ontology annotation, molecular function: lipase activity.